Messenger RNA from Williopsis jadinii, 786 nucleotides. RefSeq lists its product as uncharacterized. Lineage: Eukaryota; Fungi; Ascomycota; Saccharomycetes; Phaffomycetales; Wickerhamomycetaceae. The coding region runs from base 184 to 705 and encodes 173 amino acids. The transcript has a single exon. The record is from RefSeq and is a predicted model, not a curated record.
CUUCCUUGGAUGCUUUUGGUGAUGUUCAAGGGAUUAAACCUCCAUCAACGAAAAAUUUUCUUCACUUACUGAGACGUCGAUACGCCGGCUUAUUUAUACACAUCAACAACAAUAAAACGCUUUAUCAUCUGAUUUAUACAUUACUAAAGAUGUUAUACAUCGCUGACUCAUUGCAUUGGCUGGAUGGUUUGUCAGCUGCGUAUGGGAGGCACGAACUGUGGCAUUUGCCUCAACGAGAGCACACGGCUAUUCGGUAGCGUCGUCGAUGGGGAGUGCUCCGGAGGUAAGGGGAGUUUAGCGGAGUUUAGCCUGGGGGCGUGGGCUGCGGGCUGGUCGCUUUAUCGGGUUUAUUACGUAAUCAGGCGAGCUCGUUUGUCGGGUUUAUUACGUAAGCGUCGGAAUCCACCGCGCAUCGGAAUUCGCCGUCGGAAUUGCAAAGGCCAACGCCGGAACCUCGCCAGGCUCUCCUCGCUGCCCACGGAUACCUCGCGCGUGCCGCAACGUGAUUGGCCAGUCAGCCCAUGGAACCAACACCGUCAAGAGCAACCCAAUGGAGCUGGCAGCACGCUUCAAUUGCCUCCUGAAGGGCAGAACCGGGGCGUUUUACCCGUAUUUCCACUCAUCGAGCGCCACAGCACAGAAAUGUUAGGAUGUCACGCUAAAAUCAGCCAAUCGAAGGCCUUUGAGACGACCCGCGGCCUUUGAAUCUCGUUUGGCAUCAUCUAUAAAAAUGGCACCUCUUCUUCAACAUCUCUGCUCUUUCCUCUGCUCUGGAGCACCAAUUGG